This is a messenger RNA of Diaporthe batatas, 1337 nucleotides long. RefSeq lists its product as uncharacterized. Lineage: Eukaryota; Fungi; Ascomycota; Sordariomycetes; Diaporthales; Diaporthaceae. The transcript is spliced from 5 exons. The record is from RefSeq and is a predicted model, not a curated record. Bases 131 to 1207 code for a protein of 358 amino acids.
UUUCAAUGCUAUCAUUGAGGCAUUGACAUUGGAUCUCACUCUCAAAAUUUUGAAAUAUUGAGCGGCAGUAUAGGUCUAUCAUUUUUGGAAGCAAAGCUCAAGUUGCUAUUGUUCAAGCUUGCUAUCAAAGAUGGUCGAAAAUUCUCGUGUGAUCGACCAUGGGCUGGACGAGGCGGUUUUGGAACAUCUCCCGGACGGGGGCAAAGUUAUUCAAGUAACAGAAUUGGGACUCAGCGAUUACUGUCGCAAUCAUCGCAUAGAUGUGGAGCUUCCCGACGGGAGUGUUGCGCAUUUCUUCACCAAGACAGGUAGCGGACCAACUAGCUUCGAGCAGAUCGAGUCACACUGGGCAUCCGAAUCUAUGAUUCACAAAUUCAUACCCGAAUAUGUUCCGAAACCGAUCGCCUUCGAAAAGUACCGUUCUGAACCUGACACACAUUUCAUACUGAUGGAAUUUGUCGAAAUGGUUGAUGAUCUCGCACCUCCAGAGAUGUACAUGGCACCGCUGGUGGAGCUGUAUGCCCGGAGUUUAGGGAAAUCACCCACAGGGAAAUUCGGGUUUCCUGUGAAUACCACGUUUGGCUUUCUGCCACAGACAAACGACUGGGAAGCUUCUUGGGAGGUCUGGUGGACAAAGCACAUGAAGUUCAUUCUCGAACGCGACGAGACCAUCCGGGGCGAGUUCACUGCCGAGGAGAGAGUGGUUGUGGAGGACUUUCUCAACAAGGUCUUGCCCAGAUAUCUAAGGCCACUGGAAUCAGAAGGAAGGUCUAUCCAGCCGUGUCUCUGCCACACAAACAUGUGGCCGGGUAACGUCAAGUCCCGACUGGAUAACGAUGCCCUGAUCACAUUCGAUGCGAACGCUGUCUGGGGACAUAAUGAAUUUGAAUUGGGUGUGCACAACAACCCAAGAUACCCUCUGGGGAAGCGUUACACGGAUGAAUAUUUUAAGCACGUGCCAAUUUCCGAUCCGGUGGAGGACGUUGAACAGCGGGGCUUGAUUUAUCUGAUUCGAAAUCAAGUUUGUCUGGCGAGUCUAUAUCCGGAUGAACAGAAUUUACGAGAUACGUACAUCCAAAGCAUGAGACUACUUGUGCAGUCGGCUGGAAUAUCAAACGGGACCGGCGAGUUAUGCGGUGAAGAAAUCAUAAGUGGUUUCGAACCUGUUCCGCAUCAAUUACAUCUGAAGACAUCCAUAGAUACAUGAUGCCCUCGUACAGUGGCAAAGGCUCAAGACACAGCGUUUAAAAUACAUACUAGUAGUUUCGAUGAGUGAUAAAAAUUAGGAUAGGUGGAAGAAAGCCAUAGAUACACAUUAUUAAGCGUCUUUCUUCGUA